Messenger RNA from Schizophyllum commune H4-8, 846 nucleotides. RefSeq lists its product as uncharacterized. NCBI's taxonomy places the organism in Eukaryota, Fungi, Basidiomycota, Agaricomycetes, Agaricales, Schizophyllaceae. Bases 87 to 641 code for a protein of 184 amino acids. The record is from RefSeq and is a predicted model, not a curated record. The transcript has a single exon.
CACAAGCACCGAUCCUAUAGACCCUGCAGCAUAGUAAUUCAAUAUUGGAGACACGUACUUCGACAGAUGACAACGGGUUAUACACGAUGAAGGAACGAGGCAAGAAGCUGAGGACGAACACUACUAAGAAGUCCACGAGUCACUGGGUAUCCAACUCUAUCGGUAACGCCCUAUCGUCGUCCGCACGGAGGACCACGGGCACCAUGGCCUGGCGCAUCGCGCUCUUGACCGUCCUCCACAGAGUGCCUAGACGUCGUCGCGACAACGAAUCGCGAAAUCGUGGCACGAAGCUCUUUUCCGGCACCUCGUACGAGAUGAAAAGGUGGCGCGUAGCGCUCUUCAUCCCCGGGUCUUCAUCGCCUCGUCGAACACCGACAGGAUCCUUGGUGACUCAAUCCGCAGCGACUUGCGAGUGUCCGUCGCCGUCUGCCCUUCGCCCGUUAUGUAUACGGCAUGACGUCUUACCUGGGCGGAUAGCCGAACCCCUCAAGGGCACGCCGUACUCGCUCGUCAUACCCCACACCGUCCAGCCCACGCAUCUCUCGCAAACGAGCGCAGAACCGGUCCUGCGUCAGCCCUACACUAGCACGGAACGCGGCCGGGACCACAGCGCAGACAUACGCCGCCGUAUCGCGGUCUGAGUGGACCCAGAACGCACCGGAAGUCAUUCGUUCAGUCGGAAUAUAUGGUCGAAGGACAAGGAAGGAGGCAGGUGAAUGACAACGAGGGACAUGAUCAGAUUCGCGAAUACAGGGAGCGCCCAGACUCACCGCUUGGCUCGACGCUAGCGAUAUGCGCGUCCGUACAGCGCGGGUCACGGCAGAGGCCGCCACCGGGAACUUCGAA